GGAUCUCGCUGGCUAUUGCAAUCUGACAAGAUCUGUAAUACUUGGGUGAUGAAUCGUUCCAAACUUUUUUGACGAUGCUGGCAGCUCGGGGGUGUGCGCAUGUGCGAAGGUGUCCAAACUGACAAUGCUGGAGAGAUAGUGCGUCUGGGAUUGAGAAUCACAGAGAAAAAGGACAGAGGAAAAAAGAAAAAGGAGGAAAAGAUUCGAGAAAAAAUCCGACAAACCCACGCCGAGAGACGGGCAUCAUGAGGUCCAAAGGCAGGGCAAGGAAACUGACCACUGGAGAUGGAGAAGACUUCUCUCUUUUCGCCUCUGAUGACCUGGAAGAAGUUGGCGGAGUGUCUGAUGCAGAUCCAGUCCCACUGGCCACUGCAAAUGACCUUCCAUCCCCUGGCCUAUCAGGUGAUGCACUUUCCCCAGUCGACCAGUCCCCCUUCUACCCGUCAUUCCACACUUCAGUGUACCUGGCCGGGGAUGGGGUCGAAUCGGUGCCCCCAGACUUUGAGGUCCGCGAGUCAGCCAUUACCAGAGGAACCCUGGGCAUCUGGAGCCGGAGGAGACUGGAGGUGGGAGAACGUCUCGGACCCUAUGAGGAAACGUCAAGACGCAUCCCAGAAAAUGCCACCCAGGCAUGGGAGGGCGAGCAGACAGGUUUGGAUGGGAGCGUGUGUGAUAGCAGGAGCUGGCUAAGGCACGUCCAGAUCUCUCCAUCCACCCACCAACACAACCUCACAGCCUGCCAGAUACAUGAGCAGAUCUUUUACCGUGUGGUCCGAGAGGUCCAGCCGGGUGAGGAACUCUUACUGUUCAUGAAGGCUGAGGAUUUUUCAUGUGAGACCAUGGCUCCAGACAUACACGAGGAGCGUCAAUACCGUUGUGAGGACUGUGACCUGAACUUUGAGUCUGGUUUGGAGCUGUUGGACCAUCAGAAGCAUGCAUGCGGUACCCCGCCUUCCUCCGGCUUCAAGCUGUCUAAGCAGGGUCUGCCCAGCGCAGUGGACGAUCCUGAUCUUGACCCGCUGCACUUACACACUCACCCCCUGAACGUACCCUGCUCUCCACAGGAGUGUAAGGAGUGUGAGCAGGUCUUUCCUGAUGCCCAGAGUCUGGACGCUCACUCUCUGUCUCACUCCGAUGAGAGGGAAUAUAAAUGUGAUCAGUGUCCGAAGGCCUUCAACUGGAAAUCAAACCUGAUUCGCCACCAGAUGUCACAUGACAGCGGCAAGCAUUAUGAAUGUGAAAACUGCUCAAAGCAGGUGUUCACAGACCCCAGUAACUUGCAGAGGCACAUUCGCUCUCAGCACGUAGGGGCGAGAGCUCACGCCUGCCCCGACUGUGGCAAGACCUUCGCCACCUCCUCGGGCCUUAAACAACACAAACACAUUCACUCUUCCGUCAAGCCCUUCAUAUGUGAGGUCUGCCACAAAUCUUACACGCAGUUCUCCAAUCUGUGCCGCCACAAGCGCAUGCACGCGGACUGUCGCACUCAGAUUAAAUGCAAAGACUGCAGCCAGAUGUUUAGCACCACGUCGUCCCUAAACAAGCAUCGGCGCUUCUGCGAGGGUAAAAACCAUUUUGCUGCUGCCGCGGGAGGGUUGUUUGCCCAUGGCAUGGCCCUCCCUGGCACCCCUGGCCUGGACAAAUCCGCACUGGCUGGAAUGAGCCAUGGGAGUCCUGGUUUAGCAGACUAUUUUGGGACGAACCGGCACCAUGGUGGGCUGACAUUCCCAGCAGCCCCUCCGGCAUUCCCAUUCAGUUUUCCAGGACUUUUCCCAUCAGGACUUUACCACCGGCCCCCUCUAAUCCCAUCCACAUCUCCUAUUAACGGCCCUCCGAGCGGUGAACUACGAAAGAGUCCGCUGCUGUCUUCACCCAUUUCUGGGUCACAUGACCUCUUGAAGAGUUUACGCAAGGAUUCGUUCAACGGGGAGAGCGAGAGCAUGGAGCAUCAAAGGGAAGGAUCCGUCUCCAAACCAAGGCACGGCGGGAAGAUGAGUGACCAGUCGGAGAGUAGCGAUCUGGACGACGUCAGCACUCCGAGCGGGAGUGAGCUGGAAAGCACUUCAGGUUCAGAGUUGGACAGCGAAGCGGAAAGCGACCGGGAACGAGUGCAGGAAAACGGGAAAGGCCUGAAAAGGAAGUCCAGCGGGUUCAACAAUGCCCAAAGCCCGACUCUUGUCAGCUCCAGUAGUAGUAGCAACACCAAUAAUGGAAAAGACUUGCCUGUGCCGGGGCCCCUCCCGCCAUCUUUGGACGAGCAAACGGCUGUUUCUGGUGCCGUUAAUGACUCGAUCAAGGCAAUUGCCUCCAUUGCUGAGAAAUACUUUGGUUCUACUGGACUUGCAGGCCUGCAAGAUAAAAAAGUUGGGGCAUUGCCAUACCCUUCCAUGUUCCCUCUGUCUUUCUUCCCUGCCUUCUCUCCAUCAGUCUAUCCUUUCCCAGAAAGGGAGCAACUUAGACCUCCAGGCCCCAAAGGGGAGCCAGAAAGCCCUCCGGUUGAGGGUAAAAAACUUAAGGGCAGAAACGCUGAAUCACCUUGUGACCUCACCACCAAACGGAAGGAAGAACGUCUUGCCGCUACUUGCGUCCCUUUGAAACCGGAAGCCUCACAUGUACAAUCAGCCAACCAGGAUCAACCACUGGACCUGAGUCUCGGUGGACGAAGUCGAGGAAAGAGUGUAAGAGGGGAGGAGUUAAAAAAGAACCCUGUCUUUGGAGAGGAGAGGGUGGAACCGGAGCCACCCAAGGCCGACCCGUCCCUCCAACACGCAAGACCUACGCCUUUCUUCAUGGAUCCCAUUUACAGGGUUGAGAAGAGAAAGAUGAACGAUCCUUUCGAAGUCCUCAAGGACAAGUAUAUGCGGCCCACUCCUGGAUUUCUCUUCCACCCGCAGUUUCGCAUGCCUGAUCAGAGAACAUGGGUAAGUUACUCCAAACCGAGUCAUUCACGUGCUUUCACUACACCCACACCCACACACACAUUCUUAAUACUUCCAUGGUGUUUUUGGGAAAUGUGUGUGUAUGUGUGUAUUGCUGAGUAUUGUUCCUGGAGAUCUGUUUCCUUCCCCUAUAGAUACUGUGGCAAGAUAUUCCCACGCUCAGCCAACCUUACAAGACAUCUACGGACACACACAGGAGAGCAGCCUUACAGAUGUAAGUACUGCGAUCGUUCGUUCAGUAUUUCGUCGAAUCUUCAGCGUCACAUCCGUAACAUCCAUAACAAAGAGAAACCCUUCAAAUGCCAUCUUUGUGACCGCUGCUUCGGGCAACAAACCAACCUGGACCGGCACCUCAAAAAACACGAGAACGGCACGGCAAUGUCGUCGCCCCGUUCAGAGCUGGACAGUGGCAGUGCCAUCUUGGAGGACAAGGAGGACUCGUAUUUUAACGAAAUACGAAACUUCAUCAGUAACACGGCACGGAACACUUCUCCGUCACACUCUGAGGAAGGGCUGAACGGCAGUCACUUUGAUGGCGACAAAGCCCUGCCUGGUAAGGGGUCACGUGACCUGGAUGAAGAAGAAGGGGAGGAGCUCGGAGCAGAGGAAGAGGAGGCGGAGCAUAGCGACAGUGCCAGGAAACCCAGCGAGGAUGGCGUACCCAGCAGUCUGGAUCACGACAUAAAUGAUGACAUCGAUUUCGAGGGACCAGAUGAUCUGGAGAUGAAUAGCAAAUCCUCACCACAAAGGUUUAAUGAGGAAGAGAACGAUGAAGAUCACAGCAGUUUCUCCACGCUGGAUCACAUCCGUCACUUUAGUAUGGAGGACGGAGACCUCAGCGACAGUGACGUCACCAGCUUUGGCCCCGCCCACCUGCAAGAGGGCAUCAAGCAGCCUCUAUACAGGAAAUCUAAAUCACAGGCAUAUGCUAUGAUGCUGUCCCUAGCUGAUAAGGAUCCACUCCAUUCGUCUACCCAUAAUGCCCCGAUGUGGCACAGCUUGGCCCGCGCUGCAGAACCCAGCAACAUUCAGUCUCUCAGUCACGUAUGACACGCCCAUGUACCAUGUGACCUAACUUAACAUUGUGUUAGACUACCGCCAGAGUCCCUGGUCCACACUCAAGCCUGCACAAGUGCCCAAAUCCUCAUUCACUUCCACCACACACACCCAGAUCCUGUGCAUAGCAGCUCACUGUCCCACAUACAUCAACAAAUGAUCGACUGACUGUUUGAUUGACUUAUUGAUUAGUAGGAAUGACAAUAGUGUCAGUAAUUUUGAUGGUGAUGAUGAAGACGAUCAUGACAAUAGUAGUAAGACAUAAUAAUAAUUGUAUUUAUUCUGUCAAGUUCCAAUGUUUUGCAGAGCAGUGGCAGCUGGUGAACAGUUUUUGAGAUUGCUAAUGAAACGUCGGUGUCAUGUUUGUGAGUUUUGUCCGCUAAAACCGAUGGUUACUAAGAGUAACAAAUGAGAGUCUUCCACAAGACAAAUGUGAUCGCAGACUAUUCAGGCACAACCGCUUACCGGCCUGUAAAUAUCUUUAGAAUUACCGCCAUCACACAUAAACGCAAAUACAGACACGCAAAACAACCAUGUGUGUGUUUCAAACAUUCUUUUAGGUCUUGUACAGAAACAUACAAGUUUACAAAGUAUGUGAGGGGUCGUGGGGUUAGUGUUUCUCUUUUAAGAUAUUCUCCAGGAGUUUGUGAAUUUGAAAACGUAAACAGAUACACAUAAAAGGUGUGACCUUUAGACCUCUCUCUGACGCUGCUUGUAAAAAAAACUAAAUAGGUGUAAGGCGCGAGACACGUUCUGUCCAAUUAAAGCACUGCAUUACCUUCAACCCACUUUCCCGCCAGUUUGUGUGAAAACGUGUGCUUUUUAGUUAGUGUCUUUUUUAAGUUGGAAGAGUGGUUGGGAAAAAAAACUAGAAUUUUUUUCUAAAUUGAAAAACUAGUUUAAGAAUUGAAUCUGUAGAACUCGCGUAAAGGGCAUUUUAUCAUUUCCAUGGUAACUUUUUCCAUUAGUUGGCGAACGAUACCACUAAAUAGCCUGAAUGCUCGUCUUUAGCUACACCAUCCUUGUGUCUUUCAUUUAUAGACAAUCAUGGGUUCCUUGUGUUUAUUUUUUCCCCUUGUCGUUUGUUGCUUUGUUUUUGUCUUUCUUUUAUUUCUUGGUUGAUGUCGUCAAUGUUAUUGCUGUGUAUCUUGAAAUUUGUAUUUAUUUCUCUGCAAACUGUAGUUUGUUUACUGAAUAGCACUGCUCUCAAGCGCCCCCUUGUGUUGAAAUGAAGAAUUUCUCAUUGAAAAUUUUGGGGGAAGAGACUCUACUGGGGUUUGUAGUAACGUCUGAAUGCCAGAUAGUAUUAAACGUACCAUCACAGCUUAUACUUCUAAUAAAACUGGUAAAUGAUAUAGAUAUUAUGUAGGUUUUUUUGUAUGACAAUUUAUUGAUUCAACUGUAAAAUAUAAAAAAAUGAGAAAAAAAGGAAAGAAGAAUAAAAACAGCUGAUAUUAUUUCUUCAUAAAACGCAUGAUUGGUCCAAGCUGUACCUGACAUUUUCUAUGGUUGUCUGCAAGCUUGUGUGACGUUUGGGUCCAUGUUGAUUUCUUGUGCCAAACCUAGGAGAAAUGCCAGAUUUUGUUUAUCCUCACGAGGUGAAGGACCAGAUCUUUCCUAUUUCACUUUGUUUGUUUUUUUGUCGAUGUUUAUAAUCCCAUUUUUAAAAGUAAUCAGUGAGUUGAGGUACUUCUGUUUUAAUGCUUUCUACAAUGUAACUGUAUUGCAUUAUAAUUCAAUACUGUGGGAGGAGUUACUGAGAAAUAAAAAAAAAAACUCCUAUGUGGGCGGACUGUGCACUCU
This is a messenger RNA of Sinocyclocheilus grahami, 5798 nucleotides long. RefSeq names its product MDS1 and EVI1 complex locus protein EVI1-like. The record is from RefSeq and is a predicted model, not a curated record. Gene Ontology annotation, biological process: regulation of gene expression. Gene Ontology annotation, cellular component: nucleus. Bases 246 to 3989 code for a protein of 1247 amino acids. The transcript has 16 exons. Gene Ontology annotation, molecular function: protein binding. NCBI's taxonomy places the organism in Eukaryota, Metazoa, Chordata, Actinopteri, Cypriniformes, Cyprinidae.